Messenger RNA from Penicillium taxi, 1212 nucleotides. RefSeq lists its product as uncharacterized. The record is from RefSeq and is a predicted model, not a curated record. NCBI's taxonomy places the organism in Eukaryota, Fungi, Ascomycota, Eurotiomycetes, Eurotiales, Aspergillaceae. The coding region runs from base 1 to 1212 and encodes 403 amino acids. Gene Ontology annotation, molecular function: O-methyltransferase activity. The transcript is spliced from 4 exons.
AUGAUUGCGAAUUUGAUCCAAAGACUCAAUGCCCUUGAAGACAUUGAUAUUUCACGUUUGCAAGAUCAAGAGCGCCGAGAUUUGUUGCAAGCAUGUGACCGUUUGAAGAGCAAGCUGGAGUCUCCAAUGGACAUCACGGCUCGUCUCAUGCUCUCGGGACAUCAAGCAAUGGCAAUAAGACUCAGUGUUGAUCUCAAGAUCUUCGAUGCGAUAGCAAAGAUAUCCCUGUCUACUGACACGUUCAGUGUGCACGACCUGUAUAACGAAAUUGGACAUGCAGAGCCAUUACUUAUUGCCCGAUUGGUGCGGUUCCUGUCUGCCAUGUCUGUCGUCAAGGAAGUAGAUCGAGAUGUAUAUGCUCAGACACCACUGGCAGCUGCAUUCGUUUCGAGCUCACUACUGGCAGCGGCGGUAAUUCACGGCACUUAUUUCAUGACGAUACUGUCCAAACUACCAGAGUACUUCCAUGUUAAAGGGUGGAAAAGUCCCGGUGAUGCUUACGAUGGGCCAUUUAAUUUCACUCCUACGAAGUCCAAUACACAUUAUUUCGACUUCCUGAGCUCCACGCCAUACUACGGGCAAGCCUUCAACGCCGUCAUGGGCAUGUCUUUCCGCCGAACUGGAAAGGACUGGUUCGAAUUCUUUCCCACAGAACGCUUGCAGAUCUCAAACGAGUCUGAGCCACUUGUAGUGGACAUUGGCGGAGGCAAUGGAAAUGAUCUUAAAAAGCUCAAGACUCGGUUCCCUUGUCUUUCUGGCAAACUUAUUCUGCAGGACUUACCAGCUGUCAUCGAAUGUGCUCGAGACCUGCAGGGCAUUGAGGUCCAGAGCCAUGAUUUCUUUCAAGUACAGCCCGUGCGAAACGCAAAGGUGUACUUCAUGCGGACUGUACUACAUGAUUGGCCUGACAAGCAGGGUGUCCAAAUUCUUAGGCGGAUUCGAGAUGCUAUGGGUCGCGACUCGAUCCUUCUGAUUAGUGAACUCAUACUGCCUGAAUCUGGUGUACUUCUGACAUCUGUCCUCUCUGAUAUGCAAAUGAUGGGAACCUUUUCAUCUCUUGAACGAACACAAGAACAGUGGCGGGCACUGUUUGAAAAAGCCGACCUGCAACUUGUUAAAGUCUGGCUUCCAGAUAGCUGUGAUGGAAGCCCGAAUUCAUUGGCACAGCAACCGGCUCUUUUUGAAACCCGACUGAAGCCGAAGAAUGUGUAG